Ipomoea nil (Japanese morning glory) is the source of this 582-nucleotide messenger RNA. RefSeq lists its product as uncharacterized. NCBI's taxonomy places the organism in Eukaryota, Viridiplantae, Streptophyta, Magnoliopsida, Solanales, Convolvulaceae. The record is from RefSeq and is a predicted model, not a curated record. The coding region runs from base 1 to 582 and encodes 193 amino acids. The transcript has a single exon.
AUGGGAUUUAAGCAGUCUACUCCUGAUAAUUCAUUGUUUACCAAAGGAGAAGGAUCAUCAUUUGUGGCACUGUUAGUUUAUGUUGAUGAUAUAGUAGUGGCCAGUCCUAAUAUGGACUUAAUUGUACAGAUCAAAACACACCUCAAUGAUCAGUUUCAAACCAAGGAUUUAGGGCCUCUAAAGUAUUUCCUUGGUCUUGAAAUUGCUAGGCAAAGGAAGGGUAAUGUAGUGUCUCAAAGGAAAUAUACAUUAGAGCUGCUAGAUGAAGCAAGUUCCAUAGGAUCAAAACCUGUCCAUAGCCCUACUGUUCCUUUUCACAAAUUAAGCAGAAAUGAAGGUGAUGUUCUUGAUGAUAAUACUCAAUACAGAAGACUUGUUGAGAAACUUUUGUAUCUAAACAUUACAAGGCCUGACAUAAGUUUUGCCACACAACAGUUAUCUCAGUUCCUAAACAAACCUACACAUCUACACUUACAAGUAGAUCAUAGGGUGCUGAGAUAUCUCAAAAAUGCUUCAGGACAAGGCUUAUUCUUUCCAGCCUCAUCUGAUCUUCAGCUAAAGGCAUUCUCUGAUUCAGAUUGA